Molecule: messenger RNA, 5282 nt
Organism: Oncorhynchus mykiss (rainbow trout)
Lineage: Eukaryota; Metazoa; Chordata; Actinopteri; Salmoniformes; Salmonidae
Source: RefSeq, a predicted model, not a curated record
GAUAGUUUGUUGGUGAUGUGGACACCAAGGAACUUGAAACUCUCGACCCGCUCCACUGCACCCCCGUCGAUGUUAUUGGGCGCCUCUUCGGCCCUCCUUUUCCUGUAGUCCACGAUCAUCUCUUUUGUCUUGCUCACAUUGAGGGAGAGUUCACUGGUUUUCCAAAAAUUCAGUUUGAAGGAUGCCGGAUCUUAAUUCCGGGACCAGAUUCGAAUUAACGCAACUCUAACACGUCACAUCCUCAACUGGGAUUUUGGGAAAACCAGGGAAUUUAAUUAAGUUCCAGUAAUUUUGCAACCCUAGUUGCGCCAUUGUUCUGACAUAAUUUAACCAUAUGAAUCAGUCCAAUGAGACGGGCGCGAAUAUGAUUGGUGACACCAUGAAAACCUUUUUUUUUUUUUUUUUUACUUGUUGCCAAUUGUGCAACUCUUGUUCUUGAAUGUAUUUAGUUACUUAGUUGUUCCUCAAACUUGAACUCCAGAUAUGCAAUUUCCUGCGAAAUGCCUCGUUUCACACUCCCUCAUCUGAUUGGUCGAGUUGGCGGCUUCUGACUUUGUGGCUGUGAUAACUAGUGACGACCAGAAGACGGUCAUGACUGGAAGGAAACCAGCAUUUAUCUAAUUAACAUCAACCGCUAACCUUUACCUAAAUAUCCUAACCUGCUACUCGAGUUAUCCUAACUUGCUGGGUAAAUUCUCCUAAUUUGCUACGAAAAAUCUGUUUCUGAAUUGAAUUAGACAAAAGCUGUUUCCAUCGAGCCAAGACCCCACCAGGCAGCUCAGCCCAGACGGCCUGCCGAGAGCUUCAAAGCGACUGCCUGACUGAUUGACAAAUCACAUUGCAUCAUAAAUACCUACUCAACAUUAUUUGUAGAUCAGUCAGUCACAAUUUACCCAUGAUACAUUGCGGUUUUAACGCUCUGGCCAAUAAAAUGCUUGCACCAGCUGACAUGGAUUUCAGAGUUUAGCUCAAUUAUUGUGUGGCUGUUUAUUGAAUGACUGUUUAUUGUAAUGUGGGACAUAUGAGUCAGUCACCUUGCUGUUUUCCUUCACACUGUCAUAGAAUGUCAUAAAAUAGACAGAAGAGGUUAGUUGUAAAUAUAUUUGGUCAUACUCUCUCAGAAUACAGCGUGUACUCCAGCCCAGCAGGAGGCGAUGUGACUAGAUGUUUCCUGAUGCUGAACAACAUCACUGUCCCGGAAGAAGUCAGUAGUUUGUUUAGGUUUUAUUUAUUUUGUCGGACGUUGAAGCUACACAGAGACUAAACUGGCUUUGACCCAUUACGGAUGGAGACUAUACAGUACCUAGACCAGGGAUGGGAAACUUUGAUGGUGGUGGGGGCCAGCAAUCAAAUCUGAACUCAUCAUGAGGGUUCCGCAGUGGCUCGCAGUAUCCCUGCCAUCUGAUGAACAUGGUUAGAGGGCCACCUCAACACUACUACCGUUCUACCACAGUAGAGGGCCACCUCAACACUACUACCGCUCUACCACAGUAGAGGGCCACCUCAACACUACUACCGCUCUACCACAGUAGAGGGCCACCUCAACACUACUACCGUUCUACCACAGUAGAGGGCCACCUCAACACUACUACCGCUCUACCACAGUAGAGGGCCACCUCAACACUACUACCGCUCUACCACAGUAGAGGGCCACCUCAACACUACUACCGCUCUACCACAGUAGAGGGCCACCUCAACACUACUACCGCUCUACCACAGUAGAGGGCCACCUCAACACUACUACCGCUCUACCACAGUAGAGGGCCACCUCAACACUACUACCGCUCUACCACAGUAGAGGGCCACCUCAACACUACUACCGUUCUACCACAGUAGAGGGCCACCUCAACACUACUACCGUUCUACCACAGUAGAGGGCCACCUCAACACUACUACCGCUCUACCACAGUAGAGGGCCACCUCAACACUACUACCGCUCUACCACAGUAGAGGGCCACCUCAACACUACUACCGUUCCACCACAGUAGAGGGCCACCUCAACACUACUACCGCUCUCCCACAGAUGACAUCUUUGGCUCUGCUGUGCCAAAGCAACUAAGGAGGACUGAUGCUUCGCUUUAACAAAACAGCGGUUCUGGCCCUCCUCAUCGCUACCAGCUCUGUUUUCCUCCUAUUCCAGCUCUAUCACUACAGACAGCAUGUCUCUCAGAAUGGACCACAUAUGUUUGGAAGGACAGUUCAUCUGUCAGGAAAGGAUACUCAGUGGCAGGUGGUGAAGAAGUUCAUGGGUCUGGUCCAUAAGUACAACAUGCCAGUGUUCCUGGUGGACACAGCCUCCCUAGGCCUCCUGUCUCAGGACUCUAUGCUGCUGAGAGACAGCCUGGUUAAAGAACCCCACUGUACUUUCCUCUGCACUAACAGAGACGUCCUCACCUUCGCUCUGCUCAACAACCUUUGGAAAUACGACGCUGGUUUGGUGGCAGCAGCUGAAGAGAAGGGCUUUGAACUGUUGGAGGUGCGAGGGAAAGACCCUCGAUUGGUCAGCAUGGACGACCUAUCAGGAAACGAGAUCCCCCUCCACUUCCUGUUCCGUCUCCAAGGUUACGUGGUCCAUGUGGUGGUCCUGUACGAGCGCAGCGGGAACUACCUGUGGCAUGGCGUCCUGCGACUCAAACCAAACAUGGACAGGAAGUUCGCCCCCUUCAGAAGGCUGGACUAUGGCCACAACGCUGGAGCCUAUGACAGGCCAGAGCUGGUACUGACCACGUUGGACGGGCUGGAUGUCCGGAUCCCCAGGAACAUCUCUGGAUUCCUGACUGAAUAUUCCCAGGCUCGUUUUCUGGAGUGUAGAUACAGGGAUGCACGCUCCUUCUUCCAGUCCACGACAUCUAACCAGGGUUGUUCCCUGUUGGAUCAGCUGUACCCUGAUGACACGUCUCCUGAGGCAAUGAACUUCAGAAUGAAGGCUAAGGCUCUGCUCCACCUAGCUGCCAGGAUCCUCACUGAGCUCCGAGUCCCCUUCUGGCUGAGUAGUGGUACCUGCCUGGGUUGGUUUCGACAGUGUGGUAUCAUUCCCUACAGUAAAGAUGUGGACCUGGGCAUCUGGAUUAAAGACUACAGACAUGAUAUCUCUCAAGCUUUUCAAAAGGCUGGCCUUCCGUUGAAACACAAGUUUGGAAAGGUGGAGGAUAGCCUGGAACUGUCCUUCCAGGGCCUGGAUGUUAAACUGGACAUUUUCUUCUUCUAUGAGGAAACUGACGUUGUGUGGAACGGAGGAACCCAGGCUAAGAGUGGGAAGAAAUUCAAGUAUGUGUUCCCCAAGUUUACUCUCUGCUGGACUGAGCUGAUGGACCUGAAGGUGCGUGUCCCCUGUGAGACGGUAGACUAUGUAUCAGCUAACUAUGGUCCUACCUGGAACACACCUGUAAAGACCUGGGACUGGAAGAGCUCUCCGCCCAACGUGCAGGACAACGGGGUGUGGCCUGUCAGGGAGUGGGAUGAGGUCAUCCAGGUGUACUGACAUACUGCUACACUACAUAUGAGUACACUUAAACCACACGGAAGGAAAUGGACUGAAACAGGGAGGGACUGUCGAUUGGGACUGUCGAUUGGGACUGUCGAUUGGGACUGUCGAUUGGGACUGUCGAUAGGGACUGUCGAUCGGGACUGUCGAUCGGGACUGUCGAUCGGGACCGUCGAUCGGGACUGUCGAUCGGGACCGUCGAUCCUGUUUUUGUACAUUUUGCUACGGCGUGCACUAUGCGACCCUGAGUACACUCUUCCGAAGUACACUACACCUGAAAACCCCACACCAAAGUAGCAACUCUAAAGACUACUACUAAGGGUGUGAGUCUGAGCUGCUGGCUUACCAUUGGCUGCUGGCUUACCAUUGGCUGCUGGCUUACCAUUGGCUGCUGGCUUACCAUUGGUUGGUGGCUUACCAUUGGCUGGUGGCUUACCAUUGGCUGGUUGGUUGUGAACUGCAGACCACCAAUACUGGACUCUCGUCCUCCUUUGGACUGAAGCAACUGUCGAUUGAUAUGUAAUAUGUGUUCCUUGUUUGAAAUACUGUAUUACGUUGACAAAAAGAUGCCAUAGACAUUUUAAUAGCUACUGACAUUACUUACUACUGACAUGUUGGGUAGGCCCAGGGUAAGGCCAUAUUACGGCCAUGCUUACUUGAUAUCGUGUUAUUAUGGCCUUGGUUACUUGAUAUCGUGUUAUUAUGGCCUUGGUUACUUGAUAUCGGGUUAUUACGGCCUUGGUUGCUUGAUAUUGGGUUAUUACGGCCUUGGUUACUUGAUAUCGGAUUAUUACGGCCUUGGUUACUUGAUAUCGGAUUAUUACGGCCUUGGUUACUUGAUAUCGGGUUAUUACGGCCUUGGUUGCUUGAUAUCGGGUUAUUACGGCCUUGGUUGCUUGAUAUCGGGUUAUUAUGGCCUUGGUUACUUGAUAUUGGGUUAUUAUGGCCUUGGUUACUUGAUAUCGGGUUAUUACGGCCUUGGUUACUUGAUAUCGGGUUAUUACGGCCUUGGUUACUUGAUAUCGGGUUAUUACGGCCUUGGUUACUUGAUAUUGGGUUAUUACGACCUUGGUUACUUGAUAUCGUGUUAUUACGGCCUUGGUUACUUGAUAUCGGGUUAUUAUGGCCGUGGUUACGGAGUAUUACGGCCUUGGUUACUUGAUAUUGGGUUAUUAUGGCCUUGGUUACUUGAUAUCGGGUCAUUGUGGCCUUGGUUACUUGAUAUCAGGUUAUUACGGCCUUGGUUACUUGAUAUUGGGUUAUUACGGCCUUGGUUACUUGAUAUCGGGUUAUUAUGGCCUUGGUUACUUGAUAUCGUGUUAUUAUGGCCUUGGUUACUUGAUAUCGGGUUAUUACGGCCUUGGUUACUUGAUAUCGGGUUAUUACGGCCUUGGUUACUUGAUAUCGGCUUAUUACGGCCUUGGUUACUUGAUAUUGGGUUAUUACGACCUUGGUUACUUGAUAUCGUGUUAUUACGGACUUGGUUACUUGAUAUCGGGUUAUUAUGGCCGUGGUUACGGAGUAUUACGGCCUUGGUUACUUGAUAUUGGGUCAUUGUGGCCUUGGUCACUUGAUAUCGGGUUAUUACGGCCUUUGUUACUUGGUGGCAGGGUAGCCUAGUGGUUAGAGCGUUGGACUAGUAACAGGAAGAUUGCAAGUUCAAACCCCCGAGCUGACAAGGUACAAAUCUGUCAUUCUGCCCCUGAACAGGCAGUUAACCCACUGUUCCUAGGCCGUCAUUGAAAAUAAGAAUUUGUUCUUAACUGACUUUCCUAGUUAAAUAAAGGUUAAAUAAAUA